Molecule: messenger RNA, 1624 nt
Organism: Cantharellus anzutake
Lineage: Eukaryota; Fungi; Basidiomycota; Agaricomycetes; Cantharellales; Hydnaceae
Product: MFS general substrate transporter
Exons: 8
Coding region: 49-1401 (450 amino acids)
Source: RefSeq, a predicted model, not a curated record
AACCACCCCAGACAUUGCUAUCCAGAGGUCAACGCAGGAUAAGACUCCAUGGUAUCUCUUCCAGCAUGGUACAGAACACCCAUGACCCAAGUCGUCCUCGUCGGGAUUGUGUGUUUUGCAACCGUCGGCAUGUUCAGCGCCGUCUCCAACUUGGGCGCAGGAGGCUUGAGCGAUGUUGCACUCUCCGACACUGCUAACGGCGUCCUUUACGGCUGCUUCACUUUAACUGGUUUUGUUGCUGGUGGUAUCAAUAACGUGCUUGGCCCUCGUCUGACACUUUUCCUUGGUUCUUUGGGAUAUGCUCUAUACGUCGGUGCACUCUGGUGCUAUCAGACUCAGAAGUCGGCUUGGUUCCUUAUUUUCGCUGGCGCCAUCCUCGGUAUCUCCGCGGCCCUUCUCUGGGCCGCCCAAGGAGCAAUCAUGAUGUCCUACCCCUUGAAAGGGAUAAGGGCAAGGCCUUCGUUCGGUGCCCUCAUCGGCUCCGUCAUUGCCCUUGCGAUCAACCUCAGGCAAGGUGGUCUCAGUGCUGUCUCAACUAGCACGUACAUCGCCUUUUUGGCUAUCAUUUUCCUGGGAGUUGCCUGUACUUGGCUCCUCCUUCCCCCAAACAUGAUCGUUCGCGGCGACGGAAGUGUAGUCCAGGUCCAAUCCGCGUCCAAUCCCAAACAGGAAGUCACUAACUUCCUCAAUCUCUUGAAAGAUUGGAGAAUGUUGGCUUUACUUCCAAUGUCCUUCGCUUCAAACUACUUCUACGCUUACCAGGGCGCGGUGAACGCGUUCUACUUCGACUCUACAACUCGGGCCUUGAACGCCACACUUGAGGGUGCCGGUGCGAUCGUUGGCGCUCUCUUCGUUGGCUUCUUCGUCCUUGACGGUUCAUUGCUCAAAAUCACGAGAAGGACCCGCGGUAUUCUUGGUUUGACCUUUGUCGCCAUGAUUGUAAUCGCCGUAUGGUCCUGUAGUCUCGCAUGGCAAAUCACGUUCACUCGCAAAUCGCAUCAUAUCCGCAUGAACUAUAAGGACAGCGGCUAUGCAUCUAAAGCAGCGUUAUUUUUCUUCUAUUACUUUGGUGAUGCCUCAUAUCAAGCUUUGGCAUAUUGGAUCAUGGGUGCAAUUUCCAACGAUCCUUUCACCCUCGCUCGCUUUGCUGGAUUCUACAAGGCUAUCCAGUCGGCCGGUGGAGCAGGCUCUUUCGGAAUGGAUGCCGUUGCCACACCAUUCCUUAAUGAGCACCUGGCGAGUUGGCUUCUCAUGUUGGCAGGUUUUCCGGGGGCUUUGGCGGUAAUUCGGGCAGUCAAAGAGACUACAUAUGACGUGGAAGGCGUAGUAUACGCUGAUGAUCUGAACAAAGACCCGGUGGUAGCAAAUGGUGUAGAGAGUCCGAGCCUGGAGAAAGUGUAGAAACCGAUCCUCAACCGAGUGCCCCAGCCCACCCCCCCCCUCUCUAAUUCUUCCAUGCCUUGAGUCGCUUUUCCCAGCGACCAAUGUGUACGAAAUUCUACGAAUAGGCUUUUUGGUUACGUUCCUGUGAUAUGGUGAUUUUCUUCUUCUUGGUUGUCAAUUGUAGAAAUAUUUUCCUGGAUGUAGUGUUUGGUGAACGGCACACUCAAUCUAUGGUUAGGCA